Pogonomyrmex barbatus (red harvester ant) is the source of this 1716-nucleotide messenger RNA. RefSeq names its product protein odr-4 homolog. The record is from RefSeq and is a predicted model, not a curated record. Lineage: Eukaryota; Metazoa; Arthropoda; Insecta; Hymenoptera; Formicidae. Gene Ontology annotation, biological process: intracellular protein localization. Gene Ontology annotation, cellular component: endomembrane system.
AUAUAUAUCCUGUUUUAAAUAUCGAAAAUUUUAGAAAGUGCAAGCAACUUUAAAAUCUCACUGCUUAUGUUUUUCUAUGUGUCACUGUGGUUUCAUCUACAUAUAUUGUGGUAUUGUUGAGAUUAGCAGUUGACAGCGGUCGAAUAAGAUAACGCGUGGAGGAAAUGGGACGAAUAAUUUAUGCUGAAGAGCAACUUUGCACAUAUUUAAAGUCUUUGGCGAAGCCAGAUGGAUACGUAAUAGGAUUGAUUCUAGGACAGAGUGCUGGGCAAAAGGACUAUAUUGUACAUUUAGCAAAAACACCACCUCCUUUUAUUAAAAAUGUUGUGGAAGAAACGUUAAUUGGUUCUACAGUGCCCAUGGAAGAAGAUGCAGCAAAUACAUAUAUCAAAUCUGUUAAGGAUAUACCUAUGAGCUGGGUUGCUGAUCACGCUAAACAUGUUACAAGAAUGCUGCCUGGUGGAAUGUGGGUACUUGGCAUAUUCAUUGUUGGACCUGAGGACACUUUGGACAAUACCAGUAAUGUACAAAAACUUAAAUCAGUCCUUGGCGCAAUUCAUAAAACUCUGUCGUGGAACAAUAAGUAUCUUUGUGGAAAUAACCAGGAUGAAAAACUUAUAUUAAGUUUCAAUAGCAUCACACAAAAAUAUAUUUGCAAAUCUAUCGAUAUUGCUAAGGACAGUAUGUUGAAACCUGCUGAUUGGAAAUUCCAAGAGAAAGCGACUAAAUGGCAUCAACUUGAAGCUCUUGUAGAUUUUAAUAAAUUAUAUCUGAUUGCAGCAGAUAAAGAUCCUGAAACUCUCAAGAAACAGUUACAUAAUAUUUUGACAAACAUAGCGGACUUGAUCGACUCUUCGCUCGUCGUCAUCGAGGGGGAAGUCAGAUCUCCAGAUGACAUGUUGGAAAUACUUAGCAAGAAAAAGAAGAGUAAUAAGGAAUAUAAAAGUAAGACAAAUGACAGCAAUAAUUCACUUCAAGUUAGUUUGUAUAUUCCCUGUUCGCAAGAUAAUACUAAUUGGGAUAUCAAGAUAACGUCAUGCAGUGCGUCAAUAAGAUUAAUUGGACAAUUAGUCAGUAGAACAUUCGUACAUCAGAAAGCUAAUAUUGCGGAAGCCAACACAGCUGUGAAAGAAGAUAUAGUGAGAUCUCUGGCAAGCAGAUUAGAAAUGCAUUGGGAUAGUCUGAUAGAAGAGGAAAAUGGUUCUCCCGAAGAAGAUAUUACAUUGCAUGAACCACCGAGACGAGUGUUAAUAGCAUUACCGGAAAAUAAAGUUACUUUGUCGGAUUAUCUGUUUCCCGGCGAAGGACCGCAAGAAGCAUUAUUGUCAUUGCAGGAACUUCUAGAUCUUGAAGUGCAAGAAAAUCAGGUUGAAAAGGAAGUCGAAUUGCAAGCUGAUCUUUUAGAAUUCUACUGUCAAAGCGACGUCAAUGCUAAACCAUUAGACAAUAAUACUGAUACAACUAGGACUCAUCAAAUGGCCAUUUACCUUACGGGGUUAAGCGUUGCAUUUAUUAUAUUGUUGAUAGCUGUAUUUGUUCAUCAAAUGAUUUAAUGUAUAUUUGUUUUAUUAAUAAUACAUAUAAAAUAUAGCUUUUUGUUUAUGUGUUAUGCAAUAUAUAAUGUUCAUUCAAAAUAAUAUAUAUUUUUAAAUCAUAUCUACUUGCAAAUUGUAAUGUAAACACUAUUAUUAUUUAAUAUAUACAUUUUGAAAAUUA